CUCAUUUAUUUUAUUGUAUAUCUUUUUACAGCUCAUUGUUAGGUCCCAUGAAGGACCAGAUGCAAGGGACCAGCGUAUUGAUCUUUCAGGAAUGAAUAAUGGAUUCACAAUUGAUCAUCAGGUGAAUUCUGGGAAGUUGAUUACUGUUUUCAGUGCACCUGAUUAUCCACAGUUUCAGGCUUCAGAGGAACGGUACAAUAACCUCGGAGCAUAUCUUGUGCUCCGUGCUCCAGAUUUUGCCACACCAAUGUUCUGCAGCUUUGAGUCUGCGCCUGCAUACUACGACUACAAGGAAGUGAUGGACUCCGAUGAAGAACUUGAUUAUUCUGCCAUGGAUCGAGAUUGAAGAUGCAUGCAUCACGUAUUCUACUUUGCAGAAGACCGGUCGUUCUCACCACUGCAGAAGACCGGAGGACUACCCCCUUUGGCCUUUGCAGCAGAAAAUGGGACACUGGUCACCUCGGGACUGUACAGGAUGAUCAAUGCAAGCAGAGACCCAAGUCAGCAGACAAAAAACACUUUCUGGAACUCGAGAGCACCACCCCGGGUCCAAUUCUUCACCUGGUUGCUCCUACAUGGCAGCCUACAAUGCAAAACAAAUCUCUUCCAGAAAAAAUAUCGUUGAUGUUACUUGUGAUCUUUGUACGGGGCACCUGAGACUGUGGAGCAUUUGCUGUUCUUCUGCCC
Molecule: messenger RNA, 687 nt
Organism: Panicum virgatum (switchgrass)
Lineage: Eukaryota; Viridiplantae; Streptophyta; Magnoliopsida; Poales; Poaceae
Product: serine/threonine-protein phosphatase 7-like
Exons: 3
Coding region: 92-346 (84 amino acids)
Cellular component (GO): nucleus; cytosol
Molecular function (GO): protein serine/threonine phosphatase activity
Source: RefSeq, a predicted model, not a curated record